AUGGCUCCUAUCAUCCUAAAAAAUAUUUACACCAUCGUACCCUCUGAACCUACAUGGACCGGUUGUUUUCCAUUAGCCGAAUGGGAUCUAGUUGGUACAAUAACUCACGUUCCUACCGUUUACUUUUACAACAAGCCAUCUGAACUGUUCCAGGGCGAUGUAGUCGAAACCCUAAGAAACUCAUUGAGCCGUGCACUUUUUCACUUCUACCCUAUGGCCGGUCGUCUUAGGUGGCUCCCUCGGGGCCGGUUAGAGCUCGAUUGUAACGCCGAGGGAGUGUCAUUAAUGGAAGCCGAGUCCGAGGCAAAACUUUCAGAUUUCAACGAUUUCUCUCCAACGCCAGAAUUUGAGAAGCUUGUUCCGCAAGUAAACUACAAACACCCUAUUGAAACUAUCCCUCUCUUCUUAGCUCAGGUCACCAGAUUUAAAUGCGGCGGAAUAAGCCUCGGCGUCAGCAUUUCACACGCCGUGGUCGAUGGACAAAGCGCGUUUCACUUCUUGUCGGAAUGGGGAAGAAUCGCUCGCGGGGAACCUCUUGAAACCAUUCCAAUUCUCGACCGCAAAGUCCUCUGGACUGGUGAACCGCUUCCGCCGUUUGCCUCGUCACCUGAGUGCGACCGCAAAGGGUUUGAACAGCCGCCGUUUCUGGUCGGAGAAACGGACAAUGUAGAAGAAAGAAAAAAGAAAACAACUGUAGAGAUAAUAAAACUGAGCAAAUCUCUUCUUGAGAAGCUUAGAAAUAGAGUGAAUACAAGCGAAUACGCUGAUCCAGCGAGAGGGUUUACAAGGUACGAGACGGUCGCGGGACACGUGUGGAGGUGCGCGUCUAAAGCACGUGGGCACUCACCAGAGCAACCCACGUCUCUGGGAAUCUGUGUAGAUACUCGUAGUCGGGUGCAGCCACCUCUACCACGUGGCUACUUUGGCAACGCCACUAUUAAUGUGGUCGCAAGAAGCACCUCAGGUGAACUCACAUCGAAUGGGUUGGGUUUCGCGGCGGAAAAAAUCAGUGAAGCCAUAAAGAGUGUGACAAACGAAUACGUAAUGACCGGGAUAGAGUAUCUAAAAAACCACGAAGAUCUGAAGACAUUUCAAGAUAUACAUGCCUUGGGAAGCACGGAAGGUCCAUUCUACGGUAACCCUAAUCUUGGACUAGUGAGCUGGUUAACUCUUCCAAUGUACGGCCUUGAUUUCGGGUGGGGCAAGGAGGUCCACAUGGGACCAUGCACGCAUGACGGCGACGGGGGCUCUCUGCUGUUGCCUGAUAAAAAUGAUGAUGGCUCACUGAUUCUCGCCACGUGUCUACAGGUAGCUCACAUGGAGACCUUCAAGAAACACUUAUAUGAAGAUUUCUAG
Messenger RNA from Eruca vesicaria subsp. sativa (arugula), 1356 nucleotides. Lineage: Eukaryota; Viridiplantae; Streptophyta; Magnoliopsida; Brassicales; Brassicaceae. The record is from the annotation of a GenBank genome assembly.